AUGAAUACCCGCCCGGUCAUCGAUGAGUCCUCUGGACCCGUCGCUCUUUCGGCAUCGUUCAACAGCGAUGCCAGCUGCUUUGCCGUUGGCCUCGACACAGGCUUCUGUGUGUUCAACUCCGACCCAUGCGAGCUCAAAGCAUCGAGAGACCUUAACGCUGGUAUCGGCACGGCUGAGAUGCUGGGGCGGUAUAACUAUCUCGCAUUGGUAGGAGGAGGCAAGAAUCCAAGAUGGCCCCAGACAAAAGUGAUGAUAUGGGACGAUGCCAAACAGAAGGUCGCCAUCACCCUCGAACAAAAGACCGCUGUCCUGCGAGUCCGUCUCACCAAAUCCUGGAUCGCCAUUGCAAUCCAGAACAGCAUCCACCUCUACAAGUUCUCCUCCCCACCAGAGAGAUCGGCAAGCUUCGAAACCGUAGAUAAUCCGCUGGGCCUAUGCUGUCUGGGUGCCAGAAUCGUCGCCUUCCCCGGCCGUUCACCUGGUAAAGUGCAACUCGUUGAACUGGCAUCCGGUAACGUGAGCAUCAUCCCAGCACACACUUCCGCCCUACGAGCCAUGGACCUCAGCAGCGAUGGACAGUUACUGGCUACAGCAAGCGAAACAGGCACAUUGAUCCGCGUCUUCUCAACCGCCAAUUGCACCAAGGUUGCAGAACUGCGUCGUGGCGUUGACCCAGCAUACGUCUUCAGCAUUGCCAUCUCACCCAACAGCAGUAUGCUAGCCAUCACAUCCGACAAGUCAACCUUACAUGUCUUCGACCUUCCAGCCAGCUCAUCCUCGCAGGCCCAACCAAGCAGCCCACUGAGUCCGUCGUCGCAACGUCGUCGCUCUCAAUCGCCACAGGUCGCUAACAAUGAAGAAGAAACGCCCACGAACCAGAAAUGGGGGUUCCUCUCAAAGAUCCCUCUCCUUCCUCGCGUCUUCUCGGACAUCUACUCCUUCGCAUCUGCGCACUUCGAGAUGGGUGAUGAAAGCGGCGGGCUCAAUAACUCUACUCUUUCAUAUCUUCCCGCGCUGGGCUCGUUACCGAGUCGGCCACAGAAGGGCAUUCUAGGCUGGAUCGACAACUCCACGCUGAUCUGUGUAGGUACCGGCAGGGAUGCGAGAUGGGAAAGAUUCAGAAUCGGCGAACGACCCGGCGUGACGGAUGAGGGGCAAAGAAAUAUCUGGCGCGACGGAUGGAGGAAGUAUUUGGGCAGUUGA
Molecule: messenger RNA, 1203 nt
Organism: Cladophialophora yegresii CBS 114405
Lineage: Eukaryota; Fungi; Ascomycota; Eurotiomycetes; Chaetothyriales; Herpotrichiellaceae
Exons: 4
Coding region: 1-1203 (400 amino acids)
Biological process (GO): autophagy of mitochondrion; protein localization to phagophore assembly site; nucleophagy
Cellular component (GO): cytosol; extrinsic component of membrane; phagophore assembly site membrane
Molecular function (GO): protein binding; phosphatidylinositol-3,5-bisphosphate binding; phosphatidylinositol-3-phosphate binding
Source: RefSeq, a predicted model, not a curated record